Messenger RNA from Lolium perenne, 864 nucleotides. The record is from RefSeq and is a predicted model, not a curated record. Lineage: Eukaryota; Viridiplantae; Streptophyta; Magnoliopsida; Poales; Poaceae.
AUGGCGGCGGAAGAAGCUGCCGGUGGUAGGAGGAGGAGGAACAAGUCCAGGCCGGAGGCACAACUCGAGUUCCUCGGCGUGCGGAGGCGACCUAGCGGCAAGUACGGGGCGCAGAUCACAGACUCGAACGCUCAGAGAUGGCUCGGUACUUUCGACGCCCCCGAGGAUGCCGCGAGGGCGUUCGACGCCGCGGCCGUCAGGCUGCGCGGCGCGGCGGCCGAAACCAACUUCGUCCAAGCACCCACGGCCUUCAAUGACGAUGAUGCAGGUGUCGCCGCGCACGGUCCCUCCUCACCGGUGAAGAAGAAAGCUAGAAGGCCGGACGACGGGGCCGACUUCCGCGGCGUGUAUCGAAGAAACAGCGGCAAGUACGGGGCGCAUAUCAGAGACUCCAAGUCCAAGGGGAAACCUUAUAAGUCGCUCGGCACCUUCGACACCGCCGAGGACGCCGCCAGGGCGUUCGACGCCGCGGCCGUCAGGCUACGAGGCCCGGCGGCCGCAACCAACUUCGAGCAAACACCCACGUCUGCCGCUGCUGACGAGGACGUCGCCCUUCACCGGCCUUCCUCACGGUCACGGGUAAAGAAGAAGACGGUAGCCAGGCAGCUGGAAGCCCGGGCUGUGUUCCGUGGCGUAUACCGGACAAGCAGCGGCAAGUACGGGGCGCAUAUCAGAGACUCCAAGACCAAAGGGAAACCUUACAAGUGGCUCGGCACCUUCGACACCGCCGAGGAGGCUGCCAGAGCGUUCGACUCCGCGGCCGUCAGGCUACGCGGCGGCCAAAACCAACUUCGAGCAAACACCCACAUUGGUUGUUGUUCAGCUCCCUUCCUCAAGGGCGGAGAAGAAGGCGGCGGCAAAUAA